AAUGUAUCACUCGAUGUUCAAACUUUGUCUCAAAGGUUAAAUAAAAGUGAAAUUUUAACAAAAACCAUGCAAGUUUUCAAAAAAGAUUUACUAAAUUUAACUAACGAAAUGUUAAAAAAUAGCUCAGCGAUAUUGGAACGUCAAAAUAUAAGCAUUCAACAACUGGAUGAAAGCAACAAAUUACAGUCAGAGACACAGUUAAAGACACUGAAGGAUUUACAAACAGCUGUAUCACUACUAAACAAAACAGACAUUGAUAUGGACGCCCAUUUGGAGGAGAUAAACAACACCAUUCAAAAUCUGAUUACUAAAUCAGAUCAAAUUGGUGUCCUAGUCAGUAGAUUACAUGGAUUUAUUGGCCCUGUGCUCAACGAAAGCGAACACUUAAAAUGUGCCAACAUGAACGAUCGUAUUUACUCGGACAUGACAGAGGCUGGAGUAGAUGUCAACAGAACAUUGUGUGAUAACAACACAGACGGUGGAGGAUGGAUUAUUAUACAGAGACGUAUCAAAGGUGAUGUAAGUUUUACAAGAACUUGGAACGAUUAUAAAAAUGGAUUUGGUUCAACAUCUGGAGACUUUUGGAUCGGAAAUGAUGUAAUUUCAAAAUUGACAGAUUUGGGUUAUAAUGAACUCAGAUUUGACAUGAAGUAUAAAGGUAAAGACUACUACGCUGUGUACAGAGGUUUUAAGGUAGAAAAUGAAGCAGCAAAGUAUAAGAUGAGCUUCACGUCAUUCAGUGGUGGGAAUGUUGGAGACUACUUUAGUCGUCACAAGGGCAUGAAGUUUACAACCAUUGACUCUGAUAACGAUGAGCGGCCAUAUGGCAACUGUGCUGUAGACAGGAGAGGUGGUUGGUGGUAUGAUGAUUGUCACACUGCUAACGUCAACGGUGAAUGGGCGAGUCGUGUUUUGUUAAAAGGAAUUCAUUGGUAUGGCAUUACAGGCAAUACUGACUCUCUAGACUUUGUUGAGAUGAAACUACGUCAAAUGUAAACAACCCGAAAACAUUGCUAUUGUAAAAUAAUGGAUAUACAGUAAUCAAAUUAUUUAUAUAAUCUUCAGGAACAUAAACAACAUUUCAUAUAUUAAAAUAAAUAGAUGUAAACAUUUCACUAAGGCAAUAUUUUCUUGAUGGUGAGUAUACAUAAGAAGUUUAAAAUUAACGAACAUUAAACCAAACAUUUUAUUUAAAAAAUGAUUUUAAAAACUACAACAGAGUUUGAUUUGCUAUCAUGAUGUAAUAAAGCCAUUUAUACGCUCAUCUGGAAUUGAAAUUCCUCAUAGAUUGACUGUGUGUGUGUUAGCCAUUAAAACAGGUGAAAAACGACUAUGAUGGUGUCAUUUAUUUCUUGCAUAUUUAUAACUAGACUAGUAGUGUAGUUGUCAUCUACCACUAUAUCUUUAAUUAGACAUUCACUCGGAUCGUGUGAAGUUCAACUCUAAUAACGUGUGUAAUGAUUGUGCAAUUUUUUCAAUAAUAUUUUUUCGCAUAGUUUUUCGAAAGAUGUUUAUAUGCCACCUAACUUCGCAUAAAGUAGAUAGUAACUGUUAAUUUGGGAUCUGUAAGGCUUUGUAUUAUAAAUGUGAACAUUUAAGUAAAUCCUAUGUUUAAGUAGUUAAUAUUUUAUCUAGUGUAUCUCAUAUCUAGCAUGUUUGUUUAUUCAGAAAUCUCUACUAUCACAUAUAAGUACAUAUUAGUACAAAAUAAAAGUUUAAUUCUUAAUAUUUUGUAUUACUGAGAUUGGAAUAUUCUUUUAUUAUCGUUUUCAAGGUAUAUAACCCUACUCUCACAAAUCAAGUGGGUAAUUUUAAUUGUUAUCUCCCGUGGACAAUUUAGUGUCGUUUGUGUUCCAUACCAUAGGCUAGAGAAAUUUCCAAUUACCUAAUUUUAUAAUUGUAUUUGUUUAGUAUGUUUACAUGGACAGAAUUAAUGGAAAGCAACUAUAUGCAUUUAUAUACAUCUUUAUUAUAUCGCUCACUUA
Physella acuta is the source of this 1985-nucleotide messenger RNA. Its product is annotated as ficolin-2-like. Lineage: Eukaryota; Metazoa; Mollusca; Gastropoda; Physidae. The record is from RefSeq and is a predicted model, not a curated record.